Molecule: messenger RNA, 2379 nt
Organism: Drosophila ficusphila
Lineage: Eukaryota; Metazoa; Arthropoda; Insecta; Diptera; Drosophilidae
Gene: Rabex-5
Product: rab5 GDP/GTP exchange factor
Exons: 4
Coding region: 128-2218 (696 amino acids)
Biological process (GO): vesicle-mediated transport
Cellular component (GO): endocytic vesicle; cytosol
Molecular function (GO): DNA binding; zinc ion binding; guanyl-nucleotide exchange factor activity
Source: RefSeq, a predicted model, not a curated record
ACCGACGGUCUGGCAACACCGCCAGCAGGCGAAUUAUUUAUCUCCACAAUUUACCCACAAAAACAAGAGGCAACCAAAAGGCAUACCGCAGAUAAGGAGCUCCAUUUGCAUUUCCCAAACAUCCGAGAUGUCGACGACGGCGCGACCUCCUUCUCUGCGCCUGGGGCAGCAGGACCUCAAGUGCCGCACGGGAUGCGGAUUCUACGGAACUCCCCAGAACGACGGACUCUGUUCGAUGUGUUUCCGCGAGAAGUUUAACGAUAAGCAACGGAAGUUAAAGCAGAAGGCAGGCGAAACGGGCCUCGGAUCCUCGUCUUCACAGUCCCAAUCCUUAGAGCGCAGGUCGCCACAACAUGGUCUUCAGACAAAAAUGGAGCAGCAGGUCAGAAAACAAGCGGACAAAGAUCAUGAUCAGUCGGGCACACUGCAAAAGAAGAAGUUCACCUCUGUCUUACAGAAGACCCUUCAAGCCGGAGCACAAAAAAUCACCCAACAGCGUGGUCAUGUGCCCGAUCCCACGGAAGGUCAGUUUCUGCUGCAGUUGCGCCAACUUAGAGUUCCCGACGAUGGCAAGCGCAAGCUCAAGCUCGAAAUCCAGCGUUUGGACAGCGAUAUUCGCAAGUACAUGAACGGAAACGGCAGCAAAAACAUCAACGAGCUGUCGGAUUUGGUGCAAAACGCCUAUACCAAGGUCUCAGACAUCGUGCACAAUGAUCCCAGCUUUGAGAUAGCCACCAACGAGGAUCGUGAUAGUGCCAUAGACUUCUUUGAGAAGGUGGUGAUGACGCAGAACCACAAGUUUCUCUUUAGUCCAUAUUUCACGACGGACGAGGACAGCGAUGUAAAAGUUCAGAAGCGAAUUCGCCAGUUGAGCUGGAUUACGGCCAAGCAUCUAGACUGCAGCAUCGAUGAGGUGAACUCGGAGGCCAGGGAUCUGGUUUACAAUGCCAUAUCCGAGCUGGUCGGAAUCGAUUCGUACUACUCACCGCAGGAGAAGCUUCAGUGCACAUGGCGCUGCUGCAGGCACAUCUUUGAGCUGUUAAAACGGGGAACUGGUGGACCUGCUAGCGCAGAUGACUUCCUGCCGGCCCUGAUAUUUGUCGUGCUGAAGGCCAAUCCUGUUCGGCUCCACAGCAACAUCAAUUUCGUAACACGUUUCACCAACGCAUCGCGCGUGAUGAGUGGCGAGAGUGGCUACUACUUCACCAACCUCUGUUCGGCCAUAGCCUUUAUCGAAAAUCUAAACGGCGAGAGUCUGGGCAUUAGCAGUGAGGAAUUCGAAGCUCUUAUGUCUGGACAACAGCCCUACAGUACGCCCUGGGAAAGUGCCCUGUUGGCCUGCGAAAGUCUUCAUUUGAUUUCCGAGAACAUGAAGCGGAUGGAGAUGCUGCAGAAAAGAAACGAGUUGAUAAGCUCAGGAAUAACCAAGUUUGAAAAGGAGUUGAUUGAUUUCCAAAGAGAAGUGACAGAUCGAGUGGAUACCGUGAUAGCCAAGGCGCCGCUUAACCUGCUGCCCAUCAAAACACCCGCUUUCCUAAUCGGACAAGCCAGAGCUCACCUACUGAACGAGAACGAAGCUGGACAUUAUCAGGCCAAUGUACUGAGCGCCGGUUCAUUGACUUCUCAGUCGCUGAUUGCAGCUAGUGGUUCAGCGAAGCCUGCAAUAGCAGCGGAGGACUCAGGACUAUCCCUGAAGGAUACUAGUAUGAGCUCAAUGGGUCGGCUUUCGCCACUGCAUCAGAAUAUUCAGCCAGCCGACAACCUGUUCGCUUCGCCCAUCUUCAAUUACACCGCCUUUGAUGCUGUGUCCCUGCUGGAGGAGCCUUCGUCCGAGGGUAAUACAGAUGUGCUUAUGCUGGGCUCUGAGUUCCAAGGAGGCCUGACCAACAUCAACUACGACUUCGAUUUAUCGGAUCAGAGUGGUGAAAACAGCACUGCAGAUGAGUCCAAGCUGAAUCUCGACGAAUUUGACCCACUGGUGCAGGGAAGGUCAGCUACUCAGCAACCUGCUGCUGUGCCGGAGACCAGUCUGCUGGACAGCACCACGGACAGCUUGAUAGACAGCGAAGUGCCUGGGACAUCUGUCCUACUUCCUUCCCCAUUGAAGCCUGAGGUGGCCAACUACAGGGGUUUCUCGAACUUCGAUAUCCCCAGCAUCUCCUGCAACACGGGGGACUUUAGUUCGUUGGGUCAUGAAGGCGCCGAGCCACCCAAGUAAUUGAACAUCCCGCACGUACCCGAAUGUAAAUAGAGAUAAGUGAUAUAUUGUAGUUAGCCCAUCGCUUCUAUUCUAACGUUUGCACAUAUUUAUUUUUACAAUAUCUAACUAGCUUUACAAAAAGGACGUUUAAAUAAAUGCAAUUAAAUGCCAGUCAUGUA